AUGUUAGUUAACACUGUAUUUGGAUGGAUAGUAACAGGAGCGCUUCCAAUUGAUAAUAAUAAAACAAUCAUGUGUAACCUUUCAAGUCAUAUUCCUGAAGAUGACCAGUUAAAGAAAUUCUGGGAAAUUGAAGAAAUAAAAGGUAGUAAUCAAUUUUUAUCUCAAGACGAUAUUGUGUGUGAGUCUUUAUUUAACGAAAAUACUUUCCGUAUAGAAAACGGUCAGUUUGUAGUAAAAUUCCCGUUAAAACAAUCCCCAGAACUAUUGGGCAGGUCUAAACCCGAAGCAAUUAGAAGAUUUAAGACAUUAGAAAAACGGUUCGCGGAUGUUCAAUUUAAACAAUUAUACAUCGAUAUUCAAGAAUAUGAAACUUUAGGUCAUAUGACUAAAUUAACUAUUGAACCCGAUGGAAUUAAAUACUUUUUACCACAUCAUGGUAUUUUAAAAGAAAUGAGUACGACAACUCGUUUACGCGUAGUUUUUGAUGGAAGUUGUAAGACGUCUACAGGGUGGUCGCUUAACGAUCUACAAUAUAUCGGCCCUAAAGUUCAGAAUGACAUUAUAAACAUUCUUUUACGAUUCAGAACAUAUAAAUUCGUGGUUUCCGCUGACAUAUCAAAAAUGUAUUGUCAAAUUCUCAUAGAUCGAGAGCAUAGACCUUUACAACAGAUACUAUGGCGUGAUAACCACAAAAGUAACUUUUGCACUUAUCACUUGAAUACAGUUACAUAUGGAACUCGAUCCGCUCCACAUCUGGCUAUCAAGUGUAUUAAGACGCUAGCGGAACACAAUAUGAAUCAAUACCCCAAAACCUGUGAAACAAUACUAAAGGACAUGUACGUGGACGAUUUGUUGACCGGUUCUAACGAUUUAAUAGAAUUACAAAAAUUAUGCAAAGACAUAUAUGAUGUCUUAUCAUCAGCUAAUUUCAUUUUAAGAAAGUGGAUUUCUAAUAAUUUUCAAUUAGUUUGUGGCUUCAAAGAUAACAAUAUCUCAAAUGCAAUUUUAGAUAUAGGUGAUAAAGAAAGUUGUAAAACUUUGGGAAUCCAAUGGGACAAUAAAAAUGACAUUCUAAAAUAUACAAUUAAACAAUUUACCCAUCGAAACACAAUUACUAAACGUCACAUUCUUUCAAUUAUUGCUCAAAUUUACGAUCCUUUAGGGUUAUUGAGCCCUUCAAUAGUUAUUGCAAAAUUAAUAAUACAGAAAUUAUGGUCCCUACACAUUAGAUGGGAUGAGCCUAUUCCACAAGAUAUAGAACAAACUUGGUAUCGAUUUCAGAAUGAACUUGGCAGUUUAAAUCAAUUAUCUAUUCCUAUAAAUGCUAUUUAUUUAAACUAUGUACUUACAGAUGUCCAUUGCUUCUGCGAUGCAUCGAGAGAUGCAUAUUCAUGUUGCAUAUACUUACGUAGUGUUGUUGAUAGCGGAAAUUAUAACGUUCAAUUACUAUGUGCCAAAACCAAAGUGUUGCCACUGAAGACAAUAACAAUUCCAAAACUUGAAUUGUGUGCUUGUCUUCUAGGAGCACAACUAGUAAAUACUGUGGUCAAUGCCCUCAAUUUAAAAAAUAUUCAUUAUUGUUUGUGGUCCGAAUCUCAAGUGGCCCUAUGUUGGAUUAACACGGAACCCAAUUUAUUACAGACCUUUGUUGCUAAUCGCGUAUCUAAAAUACAAUCUCUCACGAACAUUGAAAAUUGGAGGUAUGUUAGUACUAAGGAAAACCCUGCAGAUUUAGCAUCUGAGGUAUAA
This is a messenger RNA of Diorhabda sublineata, 1749 nucleotides long. RefSeq lists its product as uncharacterized. The coding region runs from base 1 to 1749 and encodes 582 amino acids. NCBI's taxonomy places the organism in Eukaryota, Metazoa, Arthropoda, Insecta, Coleoptera, Chrysomelidae. The transcript has a single exon. The record is from RefSeq and is a predicted model, not a curated record.